AAUUUGCUAGAAUGCGUUACGACAUUGUUGACAACUGCGUGUCCUACGCCUGACGCCUAAACUUUCUCACGGCCUUCUCAUUUAUCUAAGAUGAACCGAAUAUGAGUGUUUUUGAUUUAUUUCGCGGCUUCUUCGGGGUUCCCGGAGGACAGUACCGUGGCGACGGCCGAAGGGACCCAUUUUUCGAUGGCAUGACCCACGAUGAUGAUGAUGAUGAUGAUGACGAUGCCUACCAGGAGGAUGGAUUCCCCCAGGAUGGUUACUGCGGAGACCAGCGUGAACCCUUUGAUAACGCGUUGAGGUUCGGUUUCAGUUUUGGACCCAAUGGUAUGAGAAUCGAUGAGCCUCCUCUUUUUGGUCACGUCCUCAGAGGGAUGGAGGAAAUCUUCUCUCACCUGAGUCGGUUCGAGGAACAGCAUGGAACCGGCCCCUUCGAUAUCCCAAGAAUCAUGCCCCCAUCGCAUGAGGGGUCAGACAACAACGGGCAGAGAUCCUCCAGUGGCAAUGCCCUGAGGGACUCCAUGCUGAAAUCACAGGAGGACGCCAUACAGAGACACCGGGCCCCCGCAGUGCCGCCCAGGGAUGAGGACACACCAAGCCUCCCCAGCUCUCCUUUUCAUGGCUGGAGCCCCUUUCCUAAAUUCAAUGACAUCUGGACGCAGGGGCCAAAGGGAAGGCCAGAGGGGCGUAGGGAAGAUGGAGAUCUGGAUUCUGCAGUUUCCUCUGGCGGCCUGGAUAAGAUUCUUACCCCGCGUCCUUCCGAGACGCCCAGCCAACCAAGGUCUAGGUCUUACUUUCAGUCGGUCAUCGUCAGCAAGGUGGUGAAACCGGACGGGUCGGUGGAGGAGAGGCGCACCGUCAGGGACGGCCAAGGGAACGAGGAGACCACCGUGACCCGCUCAGGAGCCCAAGGGAGCCCAGCGGCCCCCACUAAAGGAGACGGACCCCUGGGGCCCGGCGGUGGACAGCUGUUCUCGGACCUGCGGGACGAUGGCUCCAUGUUCCCAAGGUUCUUCGGCGGUUUCAAAUAAACUGGAAACGAUAAGGGAAGAUGAAACUUUGUGUUCGUUCAACCGGCUGCGACAGUCUUCUUGUUAUUGUAGGCUGAUAUUUUAUAUUUUUCUGUUGUGUGUGUGUGUGUGUGUGUGUGUGUGUGUGUGUGUGUACAUAUGAAGUUGGGUGAAUGCAAUGGCUGGGAAACUUCCACACUAUUAAUGAUUAUAUGGGUUAUUGGGUGAGCUGGCACUGCCAAAAGAAACGCCUUGCCAUUACGAGCCAGUUUAAUAAAUAUGAAUGAUUUAAAACAACAG
Gadus chalcogrammus (walleye pollock) is the source of this 1310-nucleotide messenger RNA. RefSeq names its product HCLS1 associated protein X-1 (gene hax1). Gene Ontology annotation, biological process: regulation of actin filament polymerization; negative regulation of apoptotic process. Bases 102 to 1031 code for a protein of 309 amino acids. The record is from RefSeq and is a predicted model, not a curated record. Lineage: Eukaryota; Metazoa; Chordata; Actinopteri; Gadiformes; Gadidae. Gene Ontology annotation, cellular component: mitochondrion; clathrin-coated vesicle; apical plasma membrane. The transcript has 7 exons.